Triticum aestivum (bread wheat) is the source of this 2418-nucleotide messenger RNA. Its product is annotated as ubiquitin-activating enzyme E1 3-like. The transcript is spliced from 2 exons. Bases 1451 to 2206 code for a protein of 251 amino acids. The record is from RefSeq and is a predicted model, not a curated record. Lineage: Eukaryota; Viridiplantae; Streptophyta; Magnoliopsida; Poales; Poaceae. Gene Ontology annotation, biological process: DNA damage response; protein ubiquitination; ubiquitin-dependent protein catabolic process. Gene Ontology annotation, molecular function: ubiquitin activating enzyme activity. Gene Ontology annotation, cellular component: nucleus; cytoplasm.
ACCCCCUCAAAAAAGAAAAGAAAAAAAUACGAGACGCCGAGGAAACCCUCGCGCAUCACAGCCGCCUCCGCCACCGACCAUGGCGGGCGCUCUCGCAAUCGCCGCCGCCGCCGCCGCCGCCGGUUCUUACGACCGCGAUUGGGCGGGGCUGCCGGAGGAAAUACUCCUUCAGGUGCUGUCUGCGCCUCGUGGCAUGCUGCUUACCUAGCCGUCCGCCGCCAUCGCUUCCCCCUUCCGAUCUCCCGGAAGCAGCUCCCCUGCCUGCUCUACGCAUGCCGCGAUUCCGCCGCAGACGGCGCCGUCGUCUGCUGCCCCUUCACCGGCGAUUCCGUCCGAGCCCCCCUGCCGCAGCCCCCGCUCACCCGCCACUCCACGGUCGGCUCCGCGCACGGCUGGCUCGUCACCGCCGACGAGGCCUCCAACCUCCACCUCCUCAAUCCUAUCACUGGCGCCCACGCCGCGCUCCCACCCAUCGCCACUCUCCACCACGUCGAGAGCUGUACCGACGCCGAAGGCCGCCUCAUGUACAACGUCUUCGACAGGGGCGAUCCCGAGCCGACCCCCUUGGACGCGCGCGAGGUCAGGGACUGCAUGUACCACCGUGUCACGCUCUCCUGCAGCCCGUCAGCCGGGAGCGCUUGCAUCGUGCUGCUGGUGCACAUGCCGGUCGGCGAGCUCUCUUAUGCCCGGCUCGGCGACGAGCGGUGGACGUGGAUCUCCCCGACCACCAGCUCAUGAGCAUCAGCUGGGGCUUCAUGGACUCUUUCUACAACGAGGAUGAUGGUUUGUUCUAUGUGCUUCGCAGCCACAGGUCCGUCUUCACCCUGAAUUUCAAUGGGCCAUCCCUUGUUGUCAAAAAGAUCAUGCGAAGAGUUAGGAAGGGAGAUGAUCCUUCUAGCAUGUACAUCCUGCAAGCUCCAUGGGGUGAUAUUUUGCAAAUAUGGAGGUGGAGGAGCUACGUCGAUUCAUCAACACCUGUGGAGCUUCCUAGAGAUCUGCUGGGUCACAACGAAGAUGACAUAGACCGGUAUAUUGAGCUGAGAACAACUGAAAUAGAGGUCUAUAAGGUUGACCUUGAGAACCAGGCACUUGUGAAGUUGACAAGCUUAGCGGAUCAUGCACUAUUCCUUGGUUAUAAUAGCACCAUGUGUUUUGCCACUAAAGAUUUCCCAACAUUGAAGCCAAACUGUGUCUAUAUCACGGAUGACUCUUUUGAGUAUGUCAACAUGUGUAAGCAUAACUGGCGAGAAAUCGGAGUUUGGAAUAUAGAAAACAAGAGUCUGCAGACUUUUGAUGGUGAUUUGCUUACUAAUUCCUGGAUGAACUGGCCUUCUCCGGUUUGGAUAACACCCUCCCUUUUCUAGUACUCAACUAGCAGAGAAAGGUGCACAAAAUUCUAAUUACAAAUGGAUUUUUUCAGCUCAAUUAAACAACAAUAUAGAGCUGAAGUAUGUAUGCAUUGGACCCUAAAGACUUGAAGCCAUUGAAUAGCUGCUGCGAUGCUCAGAUUUCUGUUUUUGGUUCUAAGCUUCAGAAGAAGAUGCGAGACUCUAAUAUUUUUGUUGUGGGAUCUGGUGCUCUUGGAUGUGAAUUCUUGAAGAACUUUGCUUUAAUGGGGCUUUCUUGUGGCCGUAAAGGGGAGCUAACUAUAAUAGAUGAUUAUGUCAUUGAAAAAAGCAACUUGAGCCGGCAAUUCCUGUUUCGUGAUUGGAACAUUGGACAGGCAAAAUCUACAGUAUCCGCUACAGCUGCUAGUGCUAUCAACUCCAGCCUCCAUAUUGAUGCUCUGCAGAAUCGUGCCUGUCCAGAGACUGAACUUGUUCUCAAUGAUGCAUUCUUGGAGGGCCUUGAUGCUGUGAUCAAUGCACUUGAUAAUGUCAAUGCUAGGAUCUACGUGGACAUGGGAUGCCUGUACUUCCAGAAACCAUUCUUGGAAUCUGGAACGCUGGGUCCCAAAUGUAAUACACAGAUGGUGAUUCCUCACCUUACUGAAAACUAUGGAGCUUCACGAGAUCCUCCUGAGAAACAGGCACCAAUGUGCACAGUUCAUUAUUUUCCGCACAAUAUUGACCAUUGUCUAACAUGGGCUCGCUCAAAGUUUGAGGGUCUGCUAGAGAAAACUCCAAAUGAAGUGAACUCAUUUAUAUCUAAUCCUGCUGAAUAUGCUGCUGCUAUGAGAAAGGCAGGUGAUGCUCAAGCCAGGUAAUUGUUGGAGCGUGUACGUGAAUGCCUUGACAAGGAGUGAUGCGAUAAAUUUGAAGACUGCAUAGCCUGGGCAAGACUGAAGUACUACAUUCCCCUUUGAAUUCAACAAUUUGUUAUUGGCUUUCUUCCUCUUUCUUUUCCUCUUAGCUAUUUGAAGUUAAAAUGGUUUCACUUUGAUUAUAUAUUGCCAACAAAUAGGACAGUAUCUUUUGU